AUGACCGACGACAAUGAGAGCAUCCAAUAUGUCCCGCCGUUAACAGUCUCUCUAUCGCAUUCAUCAUCUUUGUGUUCUAGAAGCCCAUCUCCAACUCAUAUUCGUAUCAAAUCGUCUUCGUUAUGGCCCCUCCUCCUUCUUCUCAUCCUCGUCAAUAUGGCCAACAGCUUAUACAUCCUUCCUUUAAACCGAGUCGUUGAGAUGCGACUCUGCCGCGAGCACUAUGCACGAUACGACCCGUCGCUACUGCAGCCCGAUGGGUCGGUACCAGAGAAAAUGUGCAAGGUUGACGAAGUGCAGAAGCAGCUUGCUUGGUUGCAAGGGAUUAUGGAGACCACAUUCGUCGUUUGCGAUUUCGUCGUCACAAUUCCAUUCAGCUUUAUUGCUGAGCGGUUCGGUGUCAGGGUUGUUAUUUGGUUGAAUCUGAUCCCGAGGAUUUCUAUGUCCGCCUGGGCUCUUGUUGUCGGGAACUACUACCACACUCUCCCCACCAAAGCAAUCAUUGCUGGUCCCUUUCUGGCUAUCCUCGGGGGUGAAUGUGUCUUUUCUUCCACUAUCUUUACACUCACUUCAGCUUUGGCGCGAGAAUAUGUUGAACGUGCUUCGUACUUCUCGUACAUCAGCUCUAUCUCAUAUGUCGUAGCCUUUAUUGGCCCUUCUCUCGCCUCCUUCACAAUGAGCCAGAACCUCUGGUUGCCGUUUUGGUUAAGCAUAUCACUACUCGUGGUUGCCGCACCAACUAUUAAGAUGCUUCCUGAAACAAAAAGACGCCCUUCGGCACCGACGACCCCCACCACCACUGCAGACCACGUCGCCGAGGCGGGCCCACUACUCGGCAAGCCUUCUCCGAGCCCAAGCAGAUACUACAAUGCGUUUGAAACAGGCCCAGGCGGGUUCCGAAGUAUCUCGCAUGCAGCUCGCAAGCUUGGGCGACUGAUAGCAGGUCGUAAGAAUUUCCAGGUUCUACUUGUCUCAUUCUUUCUCACCGCCUUGGCAAGCUCGGAUACCAAGCUCCUUGUCCAAUAUAUAUCUAAGCGGUACGAGUGGACGUUUGCGGAGGCCGGUUACAUGCUGUCAGCCAAGGCACUGGUCAACGUUACUCUACUCACAGUGGUUGUCCCACGAGUCAUCAGAGCCUCGAUGUCGUCGAGGACUGUCCGUGGGUCUGAGAUUUGGCUAAACUACCUUGGAGCUGAAGCCAGCAUAGCGAUAUCCGUAGUGGGCGUGCUCUGCGUCGCAGUUUCGUACAGAUUCUGGAUGCUAAUGGCAGCGCUUAUCAUCUAUGCUCUUGGCUCGGCUCUUCCCGUCUUCACCAUGUCUCUAGUCAAGUCACCCCUAAUUGCCUUGGUAGAUUCCGACAUCCAAGACUUUAGUAUUGUCAUGCUUACUAAAACUCUGGGAUCUCUUGUCGGUGCACCUUUAAUGGCUAUUCUCUGGGUACAAGGCAUCAAGAGUGGAGGCGCUGGCUUAGGAUUGCCCUAUUUCAUGUCGGGUUCCAUAUACCUUGCCGCUGCCUUAGUAGUGACACGAUUGAAGUUCUAG
This is a messenger RNA of Lindgomyces ingoldianus, 1542 nucleotides long. RefSeq lists its product as uncharacterized. The transcript has 6 exons. NCBI's taxonomy places the organism in Eukaryota, Fungi, Ascomycota, Dothideomycetes, Pleosporales, Lindgomycetaceae. Gene Ontology annotation, molecular function: transmembrane transporter activity. The record is from RefSeq and is a predicted model, not a curated record. Gene Ontology annotation, biological process: transmembrane transport. The coding region runs from base 1 to 1542 and encodes 513 amino acids. Gene Ontology annotation, cellular component: membrane.